Messenger RNA from Chaetura pelagica (chimney swift), 1431 nucleotides. RefSeq names its product cathepsin A (gene CTSA). Gene Ontology annotation, biological process: proteolysis. The transcript is spliced from 15 exons. Gene Ontology annotation, molecular function: serine-type carboxypeptidase activity. The coding region runs from base 1 to 1431 and encodes 476 amino acids. Lineage: Eukaryota; Metazoa; Chordata; Aves; Apodiformes; Apodidae. The record is from RefSeq and is a predicted model, not a curated record.
AUGGGCCCGUUGCUGCUGUUCGUGCUGCUGCUGCUGGGGCUGAGCCAGGCUGCCCCCCCGGGCCACGAGGGGACGUUCCUGCCCGGGCUGCCCAAGCAGCCCGCCUUCCGCCACUUCUCGGGCUACCUGUGCCCUGCGCCGGGCAAGCGCCUGCACUACUGGUACGUGGGGCCGGGGCGGGGGCCAGGUGGGGCUGGCAGCCCCCUGGUGCUGUGGCUGAAUGGGGGCCCUGGGUGCAGCUCCAUGGAGGGGUUCCUGAGGGAGCACGGCCCCUUCCUGAUCCAGCCCGACGGGGUGACGCUGAAGUACAACGACUAUGCCUGGAACAAGAUCGCCAACAUACUCUACCUGGAGUCCCCCGUUGGCGUUGGCUUCUCGUACUCUGAUGACAAGAAGUAUGCCACGAAUGACACCGAGGUUGCUCACAACAACUACCUGGCACUGAAGGAGUUCCUCCGGCUCUUCCCUGAGUACUCCAAGAAUGAUCUCUUCCUCACCGGGGAGAGCUAUGGGGGGGUCUACAUUCCCACGCUGGCUGAGUGGGUGAUGCAGGACCCCAGCCUCAACCUGAAGGGAAUCGCUGUGGGAAACGGCCUCUCAUCUUAUGAGAUCAAUGACAACUCCCUGGUGUACUUUGCCUAUUACCAUGGCCUGCUGGGGACAGAGCUUUGGAAGGACUUGCAGACCUUCUGCUGCUCCCAAGGGAAGUGCAACUUCCAUGACAACUCCAAUCUGAACUGCACGCUCAAGAUGGAGGAGGCGAUUCAGAUCAUAGAGGAAUCCGGUCUCAACAUCUACAACCUCUAUGCCCCGUGUGAUGGUGGUGUCCCUGGGAGCGUGAGGUAUGAGGGUGACUAUUUCAUCACACAUGACCUGGGCAACUCCUUCAUCCGGAUGCCAAUGAGGUUCUCCUGGCGGCAGAACCUGUUCCGGAUGCCGUUAGCCCGGAAGAAGGUCCGGAUGGACCCUCCCUGCACCAAUUCCACAGCUCCCAGCAUGUAUCUGAACUCCCCGGAGGUGCGGAAGGCUUUGCACAUCUCCCCUGAGGCCCCAGAGUGGGAGUUGUGCAGCUUCGACGUGAACCGCAAUUACAAGCGCCUCUACAUGCAGAUGAACGACCAGUACCUGAAGCUGCUUGGAGCCACAAAAUACCGGAUCCUGGUGUACAACGGGGAUGUUGACAUGGCCUGCAACUUCCUUGGGGAUGAGUGGUUUGUGGACUCCCUGUGCCAGAAGGUGCAGGUGGCUCGUCGGCCCUGGCUCUAUACUGAAAGAGGUGAGAACCAGAUCGGGGGCUUCGUGAAGGAAUUCACCAACAUCGCCUUCCUCACUGUCAAGGGUGCCGGACACAUGGUGCCCACAGACCAGCCACUCGCCGCCUUCACCAUGUUCAGCCGCUUCAUUAAGAACCAGAGCAGCACCACGCGGUGA